Messenger RNA from Miscanthus lutarioriparius, 1191 nucleotides. The record is from the annotation of a GenBank genome assembly. Lineage: Eukaryota; Viridiplantae; Streptophyta; Magnoliopsida; Poales; Poaceae.
AUGGCCGGCACCCCUCCCAUCUCCGUCCAGGCGCGGGUGCUUGCCGGCGUGCUCACAUUUUGUUUUGUGGUGCUAGCUUGCAGGAUAACCGCGGCUAACCUCAUGGAUCAGAAAAUGUCAGACCCACCGUCCAGUUCUCCUAAGCUGCUGACUUUUGAUGCCUCAGUGGUGAACGCCUUUAUUGUCAAGCAAGAGUGGGAAGGUUUGGAUGAUUACCUGGGCAAGUUGGUUGCAACCAUCCUCAACAAGACCCCUGAUGAAGUUGUCAUGACGCAUCCUGGGCUGUUUAUGAUUCCGCGUGAGGAAAGAUUGUUAGAUAUGCUAAGUGAUCAAAAGUUUGAAGAGGCUACUUCUUUCUGUCAGAAAUCUGUAGAGUUAUUUCGAGGAUGCCAAGGAAGAUUCGUAGCUCUUGACCUUAUGCACAAAAUUGAUGAUCUUAACACAAACAAGAUCUAUGCCUGCCAUCAGACGCAGCGCCGAGCCCUGGACAAUGACGAAGUUGAAGGAUUAUGGCAGUUUGCCAUGAAACUACCUAAACUGGAUAAACAGGUUAGGCGGCAUGCAUUUAGGUGCCUAGCCUGUGGGUGGAUUUGUCCUGGAUCACGCAGCAUUUCACAUAUGAGAUCGCACAUCGUGCAGUCUCAAGACUGCGAAGGCUGUUCUAAAGUAACGGAGGACAUGUUAGAUCGUCUGAAGGCUAUAGAUGAGACAAAGGAUGUCCCAACUUUGGAAACCGUUGAGUAUUUAUCCAAAAACAGGAAGACAUUGUCAGAAUCUGUAUCAUCCACACCUGAUAUACAGCUGGAGUCUUUGCUUUCUGGAGAAGUUUUAUCAGCAACAGGUCCAAAGUCAUCGUCUUCAACUUCUGUAAAAGAUAAAAAAGCAAGAAAAGAACCCAUUGGUGUUGCUAACUCACCUUGCCUUGGUACACCCGCAAAGAAGAUGAAACCUCAGCUGGCAGCCUCACAAGCACCAAUGAUGUCAUCUUAUUACCCAGAUGCAGACCCUAAACAUCUCUAUCAGAUGGUGGUGGCGAUAAGGAGUAAAACUGGUGCCCUUGCCCGACAGAUUAGCACAUCUGUGGUACCUGAAACUGAAGCCCGAAACUUCUUUUUCGAGAGACUUAUUGCUUUGCGGGAGGUGGCUCUAGACUUGCAAUCUUUUGCACUAAAAUAUGAACGCAAUUGUUGA